GCUGCAUCGCGGGAGGCGUAUGGAGGGGAUGACGCUGGCACGGGCCUGGAAGCGGAUGUCCUGGUUCUACUACCAGUACCUGCUGGUCACACCGCUCUACAUGCUGGAGCCCUGGGAGCGGAUGGAGUUCAAUUCCAUGUUGGUUUCUGUUGUGGGCAUGGCUCUGUACACUGGAUACGUCUUCAUGCCCCAGCACAUCAUUGGCGAUAUUGCACUACUUUGAAAUUGUACAGUGACCACCAUGUGACCAGGAUCAAGAGGUUCCUUGGAGAAGACCCACCCUACAAAGUUGGAAUGAGAUUUCCUCAGAUGUCCUAAGAAACUACUGGAUGUCAACAUAACUGACCUUAUAAAUAUGAAGACUAAAAUUCAUGAGUAGAACAGGAAACUCAUCCUGAUUCAGGUGUUGUGUUCUUUAUUUUUAAUUCUAGAAGAGGCUCUUGUAUAAUAGUUUUUGUCUAUUUUAACAUUGUAGUCAUUUGUACUUUGAUAUUAGUAUUUUCUUAACCUUUGUGACUGUUUCAGUAUUACCCCAUGACAGCUUUUUUUAAUGUAAUUUUGAGUACAUUUUAAUUGCCUUCUAUUUUUAAAACCCAAUUAGUUGGGCUUUAUCAUUUUUGCUAUUGUAUGGAAUAUACAUCUGCCUGGAUAUAUUUCUACUCUUGACCAAAGUUUUGUAAGAAAUAAUACAAGAUUUGGAGCAGGAGGCUGAGUAGGGGAGGAUAUUUUAUUGAGAACUACUUACAAAAGACUUAUCUGUAAACUUGAACUCAGGAGUACAACUUUAGCUAUCUAGACUCUUAACAGUCUUUGCUUUAAAACUAUUAAAAUAUUUCUUAGCAAUUAAAAAAUAAGACCUUGCUAAAAUUAAAAUAAGGAAUAUUUCACCUUUUAAAUAUUUAAUUCUUAUGAGGACUUAUUUCCAGAAAACUUUGGUGGUGAUUCUUAAGAGAAUAAGUGGUUAGUUAAUAGCAUUAUUAGUGUUUCUGAAUACUGUAGAGUUUUUAAUAGAAGGAAAUCAGUUUCCUCUGUGGGCUAUCGUUAACAGCAUAUGCAUUUCUUUAAAUUUAGUUUCAUGAUUGUAAUGAGUGCUGCAAAUGCAUUUGCACAUUGCAGUAAAAUGUGAUGCAAUGAAUUGUUAAAAGCAUAGCAAAAAGAAGUGUGAAUUUGGCUAAAAUUCUUUCACUCUUUGUAUUGUUUUCUUAAAAAGAUUUUUAUUCCUUAAUGUAAAAUG
This is a messenger RNA of Fukomys damarensis (Damara mole-rat), 1234 nucleotides long. RefSeq names its product serine palmitoyltransferase small subunit A (gene Sptssa). Gene Ontology annotation, cellular component: serine palmitoyltransferase complex. NCBI's taxonomy places the organism in Eukaryota, Metazoa, Chordata, Mammalia, Rodentia, Bathyergidae. The coding region runs from base 20 to 223 and encodes 67 amino acids. Gene Ontology annotation, molecular function: serine C-palmitoyltransferase activity. The transcript has a single exon. The record is from RefSeq and is a predicted model, not a curated record. Gene Ontology annotation, biological process: ceramide biosynthetic process.